Messenger RNA from Pseudopipra pipra, 2418 nucleotides. It is a transcript of the gene IL22, whose product is annotated as interleukin 22. The transcript is spliced from 5 exons. The record is from RefSeq and is a predicted model, not a curated record. Gene Ontology annotation, cellular component: extracellular region. Lineage: Eukaryota; Metazoa; Chordata; Aves; Passeriformes; Pipridae. The coding region runs from base 1151 to 1735 and encodes 194 amino acids.
CAGGGAUGCCCACUCUCAGAGUUCUCAGAUGUUCACUCUCAGAGGCAGAGCUGAAGCGUUGGUUUUCCAGGUCUGAUUUCUCCUCUUUGUCACCUGUGUGCCUUGUGGGUAUUAUACAACCAGGAGCUGGCAUUUGUACCAGUUCUGUGUUCUCAUGCACUGCUGUCUACAGCUGGGUUGCAACUUACUCUCUAAAAAGAGCACUGUUUCUCUUUAACACUGUGCAUAGUAUUUAAGACUGAAGGUGCAGAACUACCUUAAUAUUACCAGAAGAGGCUUAGGAACAUGGAAAUCACCUGGAUAAGAAAGGACAUGACCACAGUUCUGAUCAUUGCACAUGAUUACAGCCUGGAAUAUGGAUAAUUUUUGAAAAAACCAGGAAUUUGGAAAUCAGGGAUGUGAAAAAUGCAGUGUUGGUCCUACACAGUUUCUGAUCUCUCAGAGAGGAUUUCACAGUGAUGGGCAGAUGGCUAGUGACCCAGUGGGCCACUGUGUGGGAAAGGGUAUUUGCAGGGUAGGAACCAUAGGUGGUCAGUGCUUUGGGUCUUUUGUGGUCUCUGACCACUUGUGUACACCAGUCAGCAGCAGAGAAACACCAGUCUUUUACCACAGAAGAUGAACAAAAGUUUGGAUAAGUUACAUUAUCUGCUAUCAAAUUGUCAAUCAAAUAAGUGUGUUACAAUUGGGACAGGAGGCGCAAACUCAUAAAGCUCUCAAAUAUUUUUAUGCAAAAAGAAUUCAGGAUUCCUACCCUGGUAAAAGCCCCUGCUUUGCCCCACGUUAAUAUUUGGUUUGUUUUAUAGGAAACUAAGGAUUAUGAUGCCCUUUGAAGUUGUAUUUGUGGGUUUUGAGGUGGUUAGGUAGUUCUCAGAAGAGGAUACUGGAAAGUAAGAGACUUGCUGAUGUCAUUUUUAUUUCACCACCAGUACCCAAAAAAGAAAAAAAGCUGAGAGAUGUUGCUGGCCCUAUAUAAGGUGCAGUCACCUCCUGCGGAGUGCAUCAAGAAUCACAGCAAAGGUAAGGCUUGCAGCCUUCAUGCUGCUCUCACUUUGCCUUGCCCACUCUCCCUGAUGCUAACGCUGCUCUCUCUCAUCAGUGCUGAGUGCUGUAGCUGCAACCUGCUGGAACGGACGAUCUCGGACCGUGAGCCAUGGCCUACCUGCAGACCUUGUCCAAGAGCUUCCCAGGAUGGGUUUUCUUCUGUUGCUGUUGCUGUCUCCCUCUUCUUCUCACCAGCUCUCUGCCUCUGAAAGGGGCUUCUACUGCCCAUCAUGCCUGCAGGCUCAGGAAGAUCAACUUCCAGCAGCCCUACAUUAGGAAUCGCACCUACACCUUGGCUAAAAUGGCCAGUGCCUCGGACAAGGACACAGAUAACAGAUUGAUUGGGCAGCAGCUCUAUGUUAACAUCAAGGAAAACAACCGCUGCUACCUGAUGAAGAGGGUUGUGGAGAUUGUGGUAAAAGAUGUUCUCCUCACUGAGGUCAAGAAUCAGUACCCAUAUGUUGAGGAGGUUGCACAGUUCUUGGCAUCCCUGACCUCGGAGCUGAGCAGAUGUAAAUUCUCAGGAAACAGGCAGCACAUUGAAAAGAACCUGGAACAAAUGAAGAACAAAAUGGAACAGUUGGGAGAAAAUGGAAAGACUAAAGCCAUUGGAGAAUUGGAUUUACUGUUUGACUACAUGGAAAAUGCCUGCACUGAUAUCACAAAGAAGGGAGGGAACAAGGAGAAAAACUGAGAAAAUUUCAGAUCAGGCUUGAAGAGAUGUCUCUGAAAAUCUCUUGUGAUAACUCAAACUGAUUAGCUGUUACAGCAACUACACCCAUUCCCCUCAGAUGCAAUAUGUUUUUCACUUGUGUCAAAACUAGCAAACUAAGUGGGCAGAGACAGGAUGCAUAUUGCUGCCUUCUUUGAAAAUGAAAACUCCGGGACACUGCAGCUCCAUUUAAACACAGGCCAUUAGUUAUUUUCAAAGGCACACUCCUGUCCUCCCCAUCUCCAUAGGAAUGAGGCAACUGUUUCUGUCGUUUAUAUGCUGAAAUUUGGCACCUAUGGAUCAGCUUUGAUCCAGGUAGGAAGUUAAAGGUAGCCAGGAAAUUUUGAGCCUCUCACCUGGAAGUCUGUCUUGAAUAUGUUGUCCUCUUCUGACCUUUGCCUGAAAAGUUGGUAUUUCAGACUAAUUCAGAAAUAUUUUUUGUCAUUUGUAUUUAAUGGUAACUUAUUUUAAAGUAAUAAUUAUACAAUACUUUUAUUUAUAUAGAUUAGUUGAAAAAUAUUCAAGGAAAUAUAUUUAUGAAACUGUACCAGAAAGUUUUAGGUGAACUAUGAAAGUAACACUGCUGUGUGAUAUUUAUAUGCAAAUUGAAUAUUUUAUAAAUGCUUGCACUUUAAUUUAUUAUAAUAAAUAUUUUAAUCCUCAAA